Alnus glutinosa is the source of this 1661-nucleotide messenger RNA. Its product is annotated as zinc transporter 4, chloroplastic. Lineage: Eukaryota; Viridiplantae; Streptophyta; Magnoliopsida; Fagales; Betulaceae. The record is from RefSeq and is a predicted model, not a curated record. Gene Ontology annotation, cellular component: plasma membrane. The transcript is spliced from 4 exons. Gene Ontology annotation, molecular function: zinc ion transmembrane transporter activity. Bases 267 to 1529 code for a protein of 420 amino acids. Gene Ontology annotation, biological process: zinc ion transmembrane transport.
UGCCCUCCGCCUUUCCUCAAACUAUGUCGACACUGUGUUUUAAUUAUGUCCCAACAUUCUCUCUCUCUCUCUCGGACAUAUUCCUUCGUCGGCAUCGACACGGAACUCGAUGAAGGUUCUCAAAUGCCACGGUGCUCCCAUGUGCGCAGGACGAAUAUCACUCCACCCAUUCUCGGACAGAUCACAUCUCCGGGCUCUUUUUGGUGCAUAAAUUCGAUAUUCGCGUCCAUUGGAAGCCUCUCUCGGCUUUCCAAUCCGCUCUUUCCAUGUUAUCCAUUGAGGAUCUCUGGCCGCUGUUUAUCUUUGAAGAUUUCAGAACAAAAGCUCGGGUUUUCUCAGACUCAAUCCACAAGACAAUCUUGGAAUCCAUGGCCAACGCGAGCUGCGGAGGGAGCGAGUUAGAGACGUGCCGAGACGAGUCGGCCGCGCUCGACCUCAAACUCGUCGCCAUCGCGUCGAUCCUAAUCGCCGGCGUCGUCGGAAUCGCCAUCCCCCUCGUCGGAAAGAACCGCCGCUUCCUCCGCACCGACAGCAACAUCUUCUUCGCCGCCAAGGCCUUCGCCGCCGGCGUCAUCCUCGCCACCGGGUUCGUCCACAUGCUCUCGGACGGGUCGAACGCCCUCUCGGACCCGUGCCUGCCCGAGUACCCGUGGUCCAAGUUUCCCUUCUCCGGGUUCUUCGCCAUGAUGGCCUCCCUCUUGACCCUCCUCGUAGACUUCGUGGGGACCCAGUAUUACGAGCGCAAACAGGGCCUGGCCCGGGCGAGCGAGGAGAGGGUCCGGGUCAGUUCUGCGGAAGCGGGUCUGGAGCCCGAGAUUUUGCCGGUUGCGGAUGAUAAGGAGUGGAAUGGGAAAGUGUUUGGGGAAGAGGAGGGCGGUGGAAUGCACAUUGUUGGGAUGCAUGCGCACGCGGCGCACCAUAGACAUAGUCACCCGCAUGGCCAGGACGCAUGUGACGGGCACGUGAGAGAUCUCUCUCCGGGGCAUGGGCACGGGCACGGGCACGAGCAUUCUCACGGGUUUGAAGAUGGUGAUGGCGAGGAUGGUGGCGUUCGGCACGUCGUCGUUUCGCAGAUUUUGGAACUGGGGAUUGUAUCACAUUCAGUAAUAAUCGGGCUAUCACUGGGAGUUUCACAAAGCCCGUGCACAAUAAGACCCUUAAUUGCAGCAUUAUCAUUCCAUCAGUUCUUCGAAGGAUUUGCCCUUGGAGGCUGCAUCUCCCAAGCCCAGUUCAAGAAUCUUUCAGCGACGAUGAUGGCGUGUUUUUUCGCCAUAACAACCCCAGCGGGGAUUGGGUUUGGGAUUGGCAUCUCUUCCUUCUACAACCCCAACAGUCCGGGUGCUCUGGCUACUGAAGGAAUCUUGGAUUCCAUCUCGGCUGGAAUUUUGGUGUACAUGGCUUUGGUGGACCUGAUUGCUGCUGAUUUUCUGAGUAAGAGGAUGAGCUGCAACUUUAGACUACAAGUAGUUUCUUAUUGCAUGCUUUUCCUUGGGGCUGGACUCAUGUCUUCACUGGCAAUCUGGGCUUGAUUCUCGAUGCUCUGGUAUUUAACUUUGUGUCUUUCUUUGGGCCAAUGCUCCAAAAAUUCUUUUUUUUUGGUUUCUUUUGGGAGGGAUAGGGAAGGUGGAAAAGUGAAAACAAAAGAAAUGAGAUUUCUAGUC